AUGGAAUACGUCAACCUUGGUAGCUCAGGUCUCAAAAUAUCGAAGGUCAUCCUUGGAUGCAUGUCUUUCGGCGAUAAGGAAUGGGCUGAAUGGCUCCUUCAAGAAGAAGAGGCCCUGAAGAUCUUUGAGUAUGCAUACAAAGCUGGUAUCAAUACUUGGGAUACGGCAGACGUGUAUAGCAACGGAGCCUCUGAGGAGAUUGUCGGAAAGGCUUUGACGAAGCUCAACAUUCGCCGUGAAAGUGUCGUCAUUAUGACCAAGUGUCAUUUCUUAGUGGACGACCCAAAGAAGCCGCCCACGGUGAUGAACACCAAUGAUGGCCCUCAUGUAAACCGUGUUGGUCUUUCGCGCAAACACAUUUUUGAUGCUGUCGAAGCGAGUGUCAAGCGCCUCGGCACCUACAUUGAUGUGCUUCAAAUUCAUCGUCUCGAUAAGGCGACGCCGGCGGAGGAGAUAAUGCGUGCGCUCAACGAUGUGAUUGAAAAGGGUUGGGUGCGCUACAUUGGUGCUAGCUCCAUGCCUGCAUGGCAAUUCCAGCGCCUGCAAAACACGGCAGAGAAGCACGGCUGGUUCAAGUUCAUUUCGAUGCAGGACCUGUACAACCUGAUAUAUCGCGAAGAAGAGCGCGAGAUGAUUCCGUACUGCAAUGCAACAGGCGUCGGUAUCAUUCCGUGGUUCGCCGUGGCCGCUGGUGUCUUGACCCGUCCUUGGAGUGAUGAAUCAUCCAAGCGUGCACAAACUGACUCGUUUGCCAAGCAGAUCGUCCACUCAAACUCAACUGAGAAUGAUAAAGCGAUUGUAAGCCGUUUGGAAGAGGUUGCUCAGAAAAAAAGUGUGCCUAUGGCUCAAGUUGCUAUUGCAUGGCUGCUCUCGAAAGGCGCGAACCCGAUUCUUGGUCUCACAAAGCCUCAGCGCAUUGACGAAGCUGUUGCUGCGCUCAAAGUGAAGCUCACAGAGGAGGAAAUCAAAUACCUCGAGGAGCCGUACGUGCCUAAGCCGGUGAUUGGCUAUGAGCAGUAA
Malassezia vespertilionis is the source of this 1020-nucleotide messenger RNA. RefSeq lists its product as uncharacterized. The record is from RefSeq and is a predicted model, not a curated record. NCBI's taxonomy places the organism in Eukaryota, Fungi, Basidiomycota, Malasseziomycetes, Malasseziales, Malasseziaceae. The transcript has a single exon. The coding region runs from base 1 to 1020 and encodes 339 amino acids.